ACCGAAUGGUGGCCUAGUCGGAUCUCUUUCCUCUCAGCUUGGCUCAGCAAACAUGGUGGAACUGGUGGAAUGCCGAAUCACAAAAACCCCACAGGUUCUCCCAGAUAGACCAGGCGGCGCCAUGGAUGAUGCUGACGCGGCGCUUGAGAAGUUCUUCGAAGAGGAUGCUCUCUUGGAGGCUCUUCAAGAUGCUCCUGACAUGGAAGCCCAAGCAGAGGUCUUCAAGGUCCCGAAGCCCAGCACGGCUGCCCCCGCGGCCCCAGCUGCCGAAGUCACACCCGUCGCGGGCACUUCGGGCACUGCGGCGUUGGGAAGCGCGGCGCGGGCGCGGCGGACGGAGGAGGCCAUGAGCACCUUAGAGAUAGAGAAGCCUGGCCCAGCGACCCGAGCACCGGUGCCCCGGGCCAAAGCUGGACGCUCUUGGACAGGAACUAUGCUGGUGGUUUGCAUCAGCCUGUCCAUCUGGUUGCUGAUCUUAUGGCUUUGGAAUGGGACGGAUGAGAAUGAGCUAUGGCCGGCUCCGGCUCCCAGCCAUAGCCAGGACUGGUGGCGCCGUGCUCCAGCCAUCCGUUUGCCCAACAACGACACCGGCGCCGCGGCGAUGGACGCCUCCGUGGAGCGCGUGCGUGUGGACACCGCCUGGUCCAGCGCCGACGUGUCGGGCAACGCCACAAGCAACGCGACGGCGAACGCCACGUCCAGCGGGGAAGGAAUUGGCCGGCGAAUACGUAAAGGACGCCGCGAUCCAACAGGUAUUGGACAUUAAAA
Molecule: messenger RNA, 768 nt
Organism: Cladocopium goreaui
Lineage: Eukaryota; Dinophyceae; Suessiales; Symbiodiniaceae
Source: the annotation of a GenBank genome assembly